UCUGAAUACGCUAUCCAGCCAUUUCGUAUAAGUCCUCAUCCGUACUCGACUCCCCGUACCCAGUAUAUAAAUUGAUCGAGGGAAGGAGAUCCGCCGACGCACAAGUGCUACUCCGCCCACGCUGAAUCAGCCUCUCUUCUGAAGCAAGGGUCUAGCGCGUGUGGCAUCACCGCGUAGGUGGUGCCUAAAGAAACUCCUCCUUUGUUCGUGCUUGUGAACAGAAGGGGGAGUUUCCCAGGGCAAGAGAGGCACAGGAGAGAAUGAUGAAAUGAUGAUAAGGGUCCUCAACUAGUCUCAAAAGAGCUCUCUCUGCAGCCUCUUCAUCUCUUUUUAACGUCAUACCACUCCCUUUUCUCUCUUUCACAUUUUUCAUAAAAUAAGAAAUGAGAAUUCGGAAACUUUUACCAAUGGUAUCGAAGUGCAGAUGUGGAUUAUUACUAUAUAACUAAAUAUAGAGGUGCCUACAUGAUCCAGACAUCAGUGAAGGAAAAAGAGGUUUUCGAAAUUGAUAUUUGACUGUCGUCGGUUGAUUACUAUUUCUCUCGACUUUCAUUUCUUGUCUUCUUUCUAUUAUUCCUCUGGCCAAUAGUAUCAGUAUAUCACCACCGUGAAAAUAUAGAACCGCAUUAGUUCUAAACUCAAGCGUAUUAAAGUAUUUACAGACUUAUAUGAAUGAUUGAUCUUCACUUAUGAAAAGUUUGCAAAUAACAAAAAACUAUAUAAUAUAAGAUCAAGACUAAUGAGGAUGGCGUUAUCAAAAACCCGCUACGAAUUUCAAAAUCGCAGCUGACGAUUUACUUACUAUUAGGAUUCGCAGAUUAUAAGCGAAUCAAAAGAAAAUGCAGGAACAACACGAGCAGCGCCACGAAACGUUAGGCGAUUGCUGCUACCAGCAAUGGAUUAGUCACCACCAUCAUCAACUUCAGCAAUCACAAACAGAACCGCAAACGCAGAUUACUAGCAUUCCAUCACCGAUGCAACAAAUGGAAGCCUGUCUUCAGACAGCAAGCAACAAUGUUAAACAGCCACCAUCUCCAAGUCUCGCAGACACCGAGGGCAUCGACCACCCGUCCGAAAACAUCUUGGUAGAAAGUGUUGGGAACAACGACAGCAAUAACAACAUGCGCAACGAAGAAAGUAACGAUAUUGGCGAUGAAUCUGUUCAAACAAAAAGGCCGCUUCACCAAGCACUUGUCGGUGCCGGUGCUGCUCUCGAAGCAAGGCCACUUUGGGAAGAGUUCCACCAACUUGGCACCGAAAUGAUCGUCACAAAAGCAGGCAGACGCAUGUUUCCCACCUUUCAGUGUCGACUAUUUGGCCUCGAACCAAACACGGAGUAUCUGCUGGUGAUGGACUUUGUACCUUGUGAUGACAAACGUUAUAGAUAUGCAUUUCAUAGCAGUGCAUGGGUCGUAGCUGGUCGUGCUGAUCCUGUUUCGCCUCCAAGGAUCCACGUGCAUCCUGAUAGUCCAGCAAACGGUACUCAUUGGAUGAAACAACCUGUUUCUUUUGAUAAACUUAAGCUUACCAACAAUCAGCUGGAUGAUAAUGGACAUAUUAUUUUGAACUCGAUGCAUCGUUACCAGCCUCGCUGUCACGUUGUGGUAGCUCCUUCACCACCUGGCUCACUGCCAGAUCCUCGGAUCGAAAACUUCAAAAGCUUUUCGUUUUUAGAAACACGUUUCACUGCUGUUACGGCUUACCAAAAUCACCGUAUAACUCAACUUAAAAUCGCAAGUAAUCCUUUUGCAAAGGGCUUCCGUGACUGCGAACCCGAUGAUUGUGAUACAUCGAACGCUGCCUCAGCUGGCGUACAAAACUCAGCCAAGAGAUCAACUCCAUCCGAGGGAGUUUCUUACUCCACAAAUGGUGUACCGUUAUUUCAAGGGCUCACGACUCAGGAGCAGCACCAUCAGUUUUAUGUAACAUCACCCUCCGGACCCUGGUCCUAUCCUGGACAUCAGUCGGGACCUACACCUCAUUACUCUGGCAAUCAUGCACCACCGCUCUAUGGGCCACGGUAGAAGAACGAUUUUCUACAAAAUAAAAAAACUCAUUUAGUAUAUAGAGAAAG
Molecule: messenger RNA, 2074 nt
Organism: Ceratosolen solmsi marchali
Lineage: Eukaryota; Metazoa; Arthropoda; Insecta; Hymenoptera; Agaonidae
Product: T-box transcription factor TBX1
Exons: 4
Coding region: 840-2024 (394 amino acids)
Biological process (GO): regulation of transcription by RNA polymerase II; cell fate specification; positive regulation of DNA-templated transcription
Cellular component (GO): nucleus; chromatin
Molecular function (GO): RNA polymerase II cis-regulatory region sequence-specific DNA binding; DNA-binding transcription factor activity, RNA polymerase II-specific
Source: RefSeq, a predicted model, not a curated record